AUGAAGCGUUUGCUGCGCUACUAUCAGGCCUUCAACUAUAUCCGCCAGCCGGCCGACAACCAAUAUGGAGCAACUACUGUUACCAAGUCCAUAACUGGCUUUGCUCUGACCUCUGGGGCUGGGCUGUUCUAUCAUAUGAACGCCCCGACAUUCAUGGCUUUGCCCAAAUUUCUCGCCAAAAACAACUACCAGAACCCGAACGACAUCUCAGAUUGUCCCUUUCAGGUCGGCCACAAUACCGACCUAUCUCUGUUUCCCUGGUUUCAACAGCGACCAGAAAUGGGCCCCGACUUCCUCAACUGGAUGAACAGCCACUGCAGUGACCUGCCGCGAUUCUAUGACAGCUAUGAUAUCAAACAGGAGCUGUGGCAGAAUGCUGAUGCAGAUACAAUCCUCCAGGCCGCUUUAUCCUCCAAGACCAAGGCUUUGUUGUUGACCAAGAAGGCCACGCCGUUGCCUGGCUUCGAUGGCAUAGGGGCUCAGGUUCAUGAUUUCUUCACUCCUCAGCCCCUUAAAGGUGCUCGGGCGUACUACUUCCGCAAUGUCUUCCACGACUGGUCGAAUGACAUAUGCGCCAAGAUACUGGCGAACAUCAGACCAGCAAUGGCCGAGGACUCGGUCAUCUUGAUCGAUGAGAUUGUUCUGUCUGAGCGCGGCUCUAUUUGGCGAGCCACUCAGUUUGACAUUGCCAUGCUGACUUUGUUGGGGGCAUCGGACCGUACGGCUAAUGAAUGGCACACGGUGUUAGCCUGGGACAAACCCCUCGCUACUGACGAGAAGAUGCGCGCCUGUGCUUGGUCCCGUCAUGCCGAGAUGCUCCCUGCCGUAUCCAAGCUCGUUGACAUGCUCAAGCGGUACCCCGACUCCUCUGAGCCACAGGAUACGGCUCUCUCGCUGGCGUUUGGAGAUACAUUCUUUGGGUGCAAGGAGAGGCACCCGGAGAACAUGGUCAAUGUUGGGCAAUUUGUUGAUGCCCUCUCUGGUGGUAGCUCUGCCGAUUCAGCGGAAAGCAUUGCAUGA
Molecule: messenger RNA, 1020 nt
Organism: Sordaria macrospora k-hell
Lineage: Eukaryota; Fungi; Ascomycota; Sordariomycetes; Sordariales; Sordariaceae
Molecular function (GO): O-methyltransferase activity
Source: RefSeq, a predicted model, not a curated record